Molecule: messenger RNA, 2893 nt
Organism: Linum trigynum
Lineage: Eukaryota; Viridiplantae; Streptophyta; Magnoliopsida; Malpighiales; Linaceae
Source: the annotation of a GenBank genome assembly
ACUAUGCAUUUUUCCUAAACCAAGCAAAGAAAAUAUAACCUUUGUUCUUUCUUCUUCUUCUUUGCCCUCUUCAAAAAAAAAACGAGGCUGUGAUGAGAUCUCCGGUGAGUCCAGACCAAGAAUUCAGAGUGCGAAUCGAUUCUACGGUUGUUUGGCGGGGUGAUCUCCGUGGCACUUUUUGGGUGCACGAUUUCGCAGCCGAAUCAAGCCGUAGCAAUAACGAUUCCCUCUUGUCUUGCGUCGGGAAAUCGCCGGAUCUGAGCCCGUCGCCGUUCUCCCUUCUCUAUGAAUGGCUGCGAGGUCCAUGAUUUCUCCGACCUCCGCUGCCAUUCCUCCUCCUCCCUUCCACACUACUCCUUCCCCAGCUGCUGCUGCUCUGCUUCUUCGUUUCUUUUCCCGGGGAACUUGGUUUGUGUUGAUUAACUAAUUAUCUGCUUCUCCUUCUUCCUCUUGCUCUUUGAAGUGGGGCUGUGAUGAUAUCUACUGAGAAUCUGUUCAGGCAACCCUUGAGGUCGGCUUCCCACGGCAGGUCCGGCAAGGCGAUGUAGUGGUAGUGUUUAGCUGCUUGAUUUCGCAGUCGGACGGCCGUUGGUCUCCGUGCCUCUUUGUCGACGAAAUUCCGGAUCUGAGCUACUCUUUUGUUUGAUUUUCUGGGUCUGAGCAUAGAUUGUUAUUAAAAGAAUUAAUAAGAGACUGAGAGAUGAAAAUUAAGCAACUGGAGAGGAUCAUCAAACUGUACGUCGGACUUGUGACAUAUUUUCUUGCUACUAAUCAAAAUAUGCGUCAACACUAAACAAUGAAUGAAAUACAGGCGAGCCCUCCAUCCUGAUGUUGACCAUUUCUUGUUUCUACUGCAUUUGCAGAUCAGAGCCAGUGCAAAGAUUGAUUCUUUUUUACACUGUUCAAAUACUUCUUUAUUUCCAUCACUACCCAUGUGUGUCUGAUAAUAAACUGUAUCUUGGCAGACUUUCUCCAUGCUGGAGCCAUGGAAAUGACAGGAGAAUAUAAAAUUUAUUUUGUGUGUCAAGAUCAUCGAUCCCAUCUUGUUGCUGCUUCAAAUGGUGUGAAAAGCUCAACGGUCUCUCCAUUCUCUUCCCAAAACACCAAAUCGGCUCGCUCUUUGCUGUUGAUCCCCUCCCAAUCGAAGAGAUGGCAGAAGUGAUUCUGGUCCCCGUCGCAAAGCAAAUCCUCGGAAAGCUAGCUAACUUGGCUUGGGACCAGGUCGCACUAGUAUGGUCUCUCCGAAACGAGCUGGAGAAACUCAAGGGCACCGUCUCCACCAUCCAGGCCGUGCUCCGUGAUGCUGAGGAGAAGCAGGGCCACAAUCAUCAAAUCACAGUGUGGCUCGAGAAGCUCUCCGAUGUGAUCUCCGAUGAUUUCUCCACCGAUACUCGUCGGCAGAAGGCAGCAGGAGCAGACUCGACGGCGGCUUCUUGUUGCAGUGUGGUAUGUUUCGUAGUCUCUUUUCCGAAACGAUUCUUGUAUGAACAUGGGAUUACUCGCGCCAUCAGGGCGAGUCGAGAGAAGCUCGAUGAUAUGAAGAAUGACAGGGAGUUCCACUUGGACGAGCUUGCUGAGGAGCAAGCUCUCCCUUUGGAGACGGAUCCAUGUCUGCCGAAUAUUGUUGUCGGGAGAGAAGCUGACCGAGAAGAAAUCGUUCAACUUCUAGUGCACUCUGAUUGUGAAUCUAAUACUUCUGUGGUCACAAUUGUUGGGAUGGGUGGACUUGGAAAGACGACUCUUGCUCUGCUUGUGUUCGAGCAUGAGGCAGUUAAGGCGCGCUUCGAUUUGACUGUUUGGGUUUACGUCUCGCAGAGCUUUGAUGUCAAAGCCGUUCUUGUAAAAAUGUUGCAAUCCAUGACUGGUGAGAGCCAAGCAGGUCUUCAGUUGGCUGUUCUUCAGGAGAAGCUUUGGGACAACAUAAGAGACAAAAGGUUUCUUGCUGUAUUUGAUGAUGUCUGGGAUGAGAGUGCUAGAAGUUGGGAGGACUUGGCAAAAUACCUUAUGGUUGGUGCCGCGGGUAACAAGGUAUUGGUGACCACUCGAUCCAGCAAAGUGGCCGAGCUUGGUGGUGAAAUCUUGAAGUCAGAAAGGAGUAGCAAAGUUGUGAUGCCCUAUUUCUUGGAAGGCUUGUCGGAGGACGAGUCUUGGGAUUUGCUAGUGAGAAAGGCUCUUCAUGGAGAAGCUCAACAGUGCCUGGAUGUGGAAAGAACUGGAAGAGAAAUACUGAAGAAAUGUUGCGGAGUUCCUCUUGCUGUUAGUACGAUAGCUGGUGUGUUGAGUUCGAGAGAUCCGAAAUCUGAGUGGUCGUUGCUGCUACGUGAUGAGCUCUCAAGCAUCUCUGGAGAAGAAAAUCAUAUAAUGUCAACCCUUCGUUUAAGUUUCAAUCAUCUUCCUUCGAAGCUGAAGCAUUGCUUUUCUUAUUGCAAGCUGUUUGGAAAUGGUGAUGAUCUUGAUGUUCCAAGGAUGGUACAACUCUGGAUGGCACAAGGGUACGUCGAGUCGGACGAUGAAGGGUUGGGUUGUUUGAAGAAGCUAGUCUGUAGGUCAUUUUUCCAGGAAGUAAAGGUAGACGAGUUGGGGAAUUUAUGGACAUGCAAGAUGCACGACUUGAUGAACGAUUUAGCUAGUUCCAUUGCUGGGGAAAAGAUCGAAAUACUCGAAUGUCGAGUAUUCUACAAAGCAUUUCUUCAAGAACUCGUCAUGUGGUGUUGUUUGGAUUCUCUAAUUAUGAUGGAGACGACGAUGGUGAUUAUGGAUUGUUAGGGGAUGUGAGCAAGGUACGGACACUGAUGGGUUACAACAGUUAUUCAAAAAGAGAUCGUGGACGAGCCCUCCACAACUUCAAGCGUGUACGAGCUUUAAGAAUGUUGAUUAAAGAUUCGGAUAGUUG